AGUCCUCCUGAUUUUCAUUCACGCGUGGGGGUGGGGUGGGGAGAAUAGGGGCUUCCCUCCUGGUUGAAAGGGUCGCUGGGUGAGGAUCCCCUGAUCCCUAGCUUCAGCGAGCCCCUCCCCUGCAGUUUCUAAUUCUCUUCCUGCCUUGCUUCCAUUCUUUCCGGUGGGUUAAAGCUCUCGUUUUGAAAAGUGGCCACGGAAGAAGCCCUGGGAGGGAACUGAGUCUCGGCCCCUCUGGUGGGCUCGUGCAGAGCCUCUUCACCUCCCACUACAGACUUUCUCAUUAGGACAGAUUCAGGAUGGUUCCCUGUCCUUGCACCCUUAAGCCUCCUACUAACCCCUUCUCCUCAAAGAGCCCCACCUCCUCAGAGCAGGAGGAUGGCCUGUGCUAUUUCUGUCCUUUCUGGGAUUUUUCUGAGAACAGAUUCUUGUUUUCAGUCUGAUUCAGAUGUGAAACUUUUCCCGAGGCCUCUCACCCAGUUGCUGUGGGCUGGGUCUCUGCCUCAUCACUGACUUCUUCCUCCAGGCAGGCUCCUUCUGUUCCCCUCCCCAAAGUUCUCUCGGGUGGGUCACUAAGUUCUGCUGAGACCUGGAGGAGGAAGUCAGGGGGCCAAGAGGGAGUCAUUCCUCCCGGGGGCCCCAGGCCCUGGGGGCAGCAUAUUGAUGCUCUGAAGUAGGAGACUUUGAUUCCCAUGGCAAAUCCUGUUCCUGUGCAGAGGAGCCACCUCCAGGGCCCCAUCCUCCGGCUACGAUGCAUGGUGAAGCAGCUGGAGAAUGGGGAGGUCAACAUUGAGGAGCUGAAGAAAAACCUGGAGUACACAGCCUCCCUGCUGGAGGCCGUCUACAUAGAUGAGACUCGGCAAAUCUUGGACACAGAGGAUGAGCUUCAGGAGCUUCGGUCAGACGCCGUGCCUUCGGAGGUGCGGGACUGGCUGGCCUCCACCUUCACCCAGCAGACCCGGGCCAAAGGCCGCCGGGCAGAGGAGAAGCCCAAGUUCCGCAGCAUCGUGCACGCCGUGCAGGCUGGCAUCUUCGUGGAACGGAUGUUCCGGAGAACGUACACCUCUGUGGGUCCCACCUAUUCCACUGCUGUCCUCAACUGUCUCAAGAACCUGGACCUCUGGUGCUUUGAUGUCUUUUCCUUGAACCGGGCAGCGGAUGACCACGCUCUGAGGACCAUUGUUUUUGAGUUGCUGACUCGGCAUAACCUCAUCAGCCGCUUUAAGAUUCCCACUGUGUUUUUGAUGACUUUACUGGAUGCUUUGGAGACAGGCUAUGGGAAGUACAAGAACCCUUACCACAACCAGAUCCACGCAGCUGAUGUUACCCAGACAGUCCACUGCUUUUUGCUUCGCACAGGGAUGGUGCACUGCCUGUCAGAGAUCGAGGUGUUGGCCAUCAUCUUUGCAGCAGCCAUCCACGACUAUGAACACACAGGCACUACCAACAGCUUCCACAUCCAGACCAAGUCAGAAUGUGCCAUCCUGUACAAUGACCGCUCAGUGCUGGAGAAUCACCACAUCAGCUCUGUUUUCCGAAUGAUGCAGGACGACGAGAUGAACAUUUUCAUCAACCUCACCAAGGAUGAGUUUGUAGAGUUGCGGGCCCUGGUCAUUGAGAUGGUAUUGGCCACAGACAUGUCCUGUCAUUUCCAGCAAGUGAAGUCCAUGAAGACAGCCUUGCAGCAGCUGGAGAGGAUUGACAAGUCCAAGGCCCUAUCUCUACUGCUCCAUGCUGCAGACAUCAGCCACCCAACCAAGCAGUGGUCAGUUCACAGCCGCUGGACCAAGGCUCUCAUGGAAGAAUUCUUCCGCCAGGGUGACAAGGAGGCAGAGCUGGGUCUGCCCUUUUCCCCGCUGUGUGACCGUACUUCCACUCUCGUGGCACAGUCCCAGAUUGGUUUCAUCGACUUCAUUGUGGAGCCCACAUUCUCUGUGCUGACUGAUGUGGCUGAGAAGAGUGUCCAGCCCCUGGUGGAUGAAGACUCCAAGUCUAAAAGCCAGCCCAGCUUCCAGUGGCGCCAGCCUUCUCUGGAUGUGGAAGUUGGAGACCCCAACCCUGAUGUGAUCAGCUUCCGCUCCACCUGGACCAAAUACAUUCAGGAGAACAAGCAGAAAUGGAAGGAACAGGCAGCAAGUGGCAUCACCAACCAGAUGUCCAUUGACGAGCUGUCCCCCUGUGAGGAGGAAGCCCCACCCUCCCCUGCCGAAGAUGAACACAACCAGAAUGGGAAUCUGGACUAGCCUGGGGCUGGCCCAGGUCCUCAUUGAGUCCCAAGUGUUCGAUGUCAUCAGCACCAUCCAUCGGGACUGGCUCCCCCAACUGCUCCAAGGGAGCAGGGAGGUUGAGAAACAGACAACCCACCCAAAGGCCAAAUGCCAAGAUUGUGGGGUUGGGGGAAGGGCCCCUCCCCACCGGACACCCAUUGGGCUGCACUUUAAUCUCCCGGCAGCAAGACUGGGGAACUUCAGGCUCCCAAUGGUCACUGUGGCCAUCCCCCUGCCUCUGGACUCCCCGCCAUGGCCAGAUGGCUGUCUGGGAAAGGGGAGCUUCCUGCAGGCUUCCCAGGGCCUGGGGGGAGGGUCAGAGAUGCCAGCCCCCUGAGCCCUCCCCUACCCUUUUAGACUCCAAGUUUCUAAGCAAUACAUUUUGGGGGUUCCCUCAGCCCCCACCCCAGAUCUUAGCUGGAAGGUCUGGGUCCCCCUUUUCCUCCCCUGAGAGGGGCUGGAAUAGGUUAGAAAGCUGGGGGGUUUCAGAGCCCUACGUAUGGGGAGGGGAGUGGGCUCCUUCAGGGCAUGAUAUCUUUCUAGGGCCUGGGAAUGGGGGGACAGCCUCUUUAUCCCAGAUCUGCAUUGCUUCAGCCACAUCCCCAGCUCGACCCCUUGCAGUCUUCCCUCUCUCCCAUUCUGUAAUGGUAACUGGAGGACUAGGGACUGAGGUUUUUCCUGGGGUCCUCAAGAGCUUGGGACUGGUCUGGACAUGUCACCUGCCCUGGCUGAUGCCUGAGCCCUUUGCCUACUUCCUUUCCCCUGGGGCUGGGCGGCUUCCAUCCGACCAAUGUCUGUAAAGUGCUUUGAGUCUUCCCAGCAAAGCACCUUUAGAAUGCAUCUUAUGGGCACAGGCAGGAGAGACUAGCUGGGUCAUGGGGGGGUAUAAUCCAGUAAUGCUGGGUUACCAACAGAGGAUCCCUCCCCUCUUGCCCCUUCCAGCACUGGCCCAGCUGCAGGCACCAAGAGGCCUCCUCUGGACAAGUGGGCAGCGGUGGGUGGAAGGCAGGUGGGGAGGGGCUCAGGGCUGCUGCUGUCAUGUCCUCUAAAGAGAGCCCACCAAGGCCCUGCCCCUUCCUCUCCUCAGGCUCCUCUUGCCCCACCUUGUCCCAGGAAAGGCCCAAGUCCAGGUGACUGUCCUCCUCCUUUCUUGUAAAUACCAACCAUGCAUUUGUACAGUGGUCCGUCUGUUUGUGUGAAGUCCAUAUCCAUGGUCUGUCUCUUAGACCUGCCACCUUGCCACCUGUCCCUCCUACCCCACCUGGAGUGGGGCAGAGACGCAUGUGACUCACCCCUGCCCUUGGCCUCCCAGAACCCUCUAUAGUCAGAGAUCAAUAAAGGAGGGAGACCAGG
Molecule: messenger RNA, 3620 nt
Organism: Miniopterus natalensis
Lineage: Eukaryota; Metazoa; Chordata; Mammalia; Chiroptera; Miniopteridae
Gene: PDE1B
Product: phosphodiesterase 1B
Biological process (GO): signal transduction
Molecular function (GO): 3',5'-cyclic-nucleotide phosphodiesterase activity
Source: RefSeq, a predicted model, not a curated record